ACUGUAGCCUGGCUCCUAGCGUGGGGGUAAGGCCGUUGCGAUACUCCGUGGUGCUGGAGACUCUGAGCGGCGAUACUCCGUGCAGAGAAUUGGCGGCAGGACGCAGUGGUAAACAACAGUUUGUCAGCUGUUGCUCGCAAAUUCUCCAGCAUGUUUUGUGAAAAAUCUCUGAAACUUAUCAAGGAACUGGAUCGUUCUCAGGAGGCUAUGCCACCUUUUGAUGACGAUGGAGUGAGACAAGUCUUUGAAGAAAUGCGAGGCUUAUAUGAUCAAAAUGUGGCUGCAGCCAAUGAUACAACCGCUGAUCCAGAUGGAACUGCCAUAUCGGGUAUAGCUAUUAGACAUGCAGCUCUUGAAAGAAACAAACGAUGUCUAUUAGCCUAUGCCUACAAUAGAAUUCUAAGAGUAAGGAACAUGCGUUGGCAGUUUGGACCAAUUCUCCCCCAUGACAUCAAAGCAAAUUUCAAUGAACCAGAGGUUCAAUGGUUCAACAACUAUAAUAUAUGCGUUGCUCGUUACUUUAAGUCUAUUGGUGCGCAUGGCCUAGAUCUUACUGCUGAUGUGAAACCCCCAAAAUCCCUGUAUGUGGAGGUUCGAAGUCUUACUGAUUAUGGAAAAUUAGAACUGGACAAUGGUGAAGUGGUACUUCUGAAAAAGCACAGUACCCAUUUGAUGUCUCGAGCUCAAUGUGAACCACUCAUUACACAAGGUGUACUUGAACAAAUUAGUAAUUAGUCAAUUGAAUAAAAAAGUGUAUUUUCAAA
Thrips palmi is the source of this 764-nucleotide messenger RNA. RefSeq names its product DNA replication complex GINS protein PSF1-like. Gene Ontology annotation, biological process: DNA strand elongation involved in mitotic DNA replication; DNA replication. Lineage: Eukaryota; Metazoa; Arthropoda; Insecta; Thysanoptera; Thripidae. The transcript is spliced from 6 exons. Gene Ontology annotation, cellular component: GINS complex. The record is from RefSeq and is a predicted model, not a curated record. The coding region runs from base 151 to 735 and encodes 194 amino acids.